CUGCGCUGAAGAAGAUAUUGGAUAUUUUACACGACAGUUGACGACAAUAACUGUGCUUUUAUAUAAUUUUACUCGUGCCCAAAGGAAUUGCAAUAUCUAAGGAUUUGAAUUAUAAGAAUAGAUCUAAUUGGAUGUAUUAGAAUUCAAUAUUUUAAAUGAUAACAUUUGACGUUUAUCAUAAACACUUGUCGUGUGUAUUCAUUAUAAUAAUAUAUCAUUUUUAUAUUAAAAUUGCCUCUCUGAUCUAUUUUGUUUUAAAAUGGUGACUAGCCUUAAUCAAACAUUUACAUGUGAAGGGAAUGACUAUGAGCCAACUUGGAAGGAUAUAUUUAAAGCAUGUGUUAUUGGCUGCGUGUCGCUCGGCAUCAUUGUUGGAAACAUUUUUUCUGUGAUAGUGUUCAACAACUCAAACAGUAGAAAAUUAUUUCUAAAGAAAGUUCGACUUACUAUGAACUCUUUAAUUUGUACAGACCUGAGUAUGGGCCUGUUCAUGUGUCCGUUCUGUAUAUAUUCUGCUCUCUACAAAUGUUGGCCGUACUCGGAAACUUUCUGUAAAAUAGAGGCAUUGUUCUUGUCCGCUUUAUUUCAUGAGUCAACAUUGUCACUUGUUUUAAUAGCCCUGGACAGAUACUUCUCUGUCCACCAUUAUUUAAAAUAUAACAGUUUCAUGACGUCACGGAAAUACGUCAUUGUUAUCUUAGCCACGUGGACAAUGACGUUUGGUGUUUAUUCGAUUGUGAUAUUUUUCGGGGAACAGUUCUAUUUUGAUGACAUUGGGAUAAACUGUGAACCUUAUUAUGAAAACCCAAACGUGACACUGAGUGUAAUAGUAAUAUUUUACUUUAUUCCCGCCUUGUUAUUCUUAUAUAGUUACGGAUCUAUUUUUGCAGCUGCUAACCGGAAAGAGACCAUUCGUGUAUUCUCAAGAAAUGCAAGACAUGCUGAAAAUAGUAACCUUGCAGUUUCUCAGAUUUUACGUACUUCAAAAUACUUGGCGGCCAUCACGGCGGGUUUCUUUGUUGCCGUUACACCUUGGACAAUCUGUACAUUGACAAUCGCAUUGACCCAGAUAAAGCUAAAUGAGGACAUAGACUUUGCAGUGACGUGGAUUGCCAUUAGUAACAGCUUUUGGAACGUGGUUAUUUAUAGCGUUAUGAACCGGAAGUUCAGGUAUAUUGCAAGGACAUUUGUCGUUCCUACACGGAAACAUCGACAAGUAUGGACUUUAAGUCAUCGUUGUCAAUGUAUGUGUUUGGUAUAGAUACUGCAGGCUUGCUAUUAAGUAUUAAAAAUAUUGAAAACUUUACAACUACGUUAGAAACUUGUU
Molecule: messenger RNA, 1327 nt
Organism: Ruditapes philippinarum (Manila clam)
Lineage: Eukaryota; Metazoa; Mollusca; Bivalvia; Venerida; Veneridae
Product: probable G-protein coupled receptor 21
Exons: 2
Coding region: 260-1261 (333 amino acids)
Biological process (GO): chemical synaptic transmission; G protein-coupled receptor signaling pathway, coupled to cyclic nucleotide second messenger
Cellular component (GO): membrane; dendrite
Molecular function (GO): neurotransmitter receptor activity; G protein-coupled serotonin receptor activity
Source: RefSeq, a predicted model, not a curated record